AUGGACGGGAAUAACCACCGCUCCAAGCGCCGUCGACUGGACCGGUCUCCAAGCCGCGAAAAUGGCUACAUCCAGUCACCCGUGGAGUCUUCAUCGGACGAACUCGCCGCGGGCUCCGAUCACGACGAGGCCGAACGGCGUCGCGCAAGCUGGUCCUUACAGAAAGCAUUGCCCCCAAAGCGCCCAAAUACACGCCUGCGCAGUUUCAGCGGCUCGGAAAGCCCAGAUGAGCUGGCAGUCGACGCUGAUGUGUAUUGGCGCUCCCGCAACCGGGGCCGCAGUUCGUCACCCUCCAACGUGAGCGCCGCGGGGCCGUCAUCAGAACACUACCAAGAUGAGGAGGAAGUCGAUGCCGAUCUGGACGACAACGAGUCCCCUGGGGAAGGGGAUGCAGAGCCCGAGCAAGCAUAUUCCGAUCGGUCGCCCACGCCUGUGCCUCCGCCUCCGCCGCCGCCGCCGCCCAAACCGGACAAGAUCAAUUACCGGCAAAAGUUUUUGUUGCGAGGUCACUUACGGGGGGUUUCCACCGUGAGGUUCUCGCCUGACUCAUCUAUGAUUGCUAGUGGCGGUGCCGACGGAGCUGUCAAGGUGUGGGAUACGUUGACCGGAAAGCUGGUGCAUACGUUCGAGGGCCAUCUGGCAGGAAUAUCGACAAUCUCCUGGAGCCCGGAUGGGGCUAUCAUUGCGUCUGGGUCGGAUGACAAGACGAUCCGCCUCUGGAAUGUGCUGACGGGCAAAGCGCAUUCGAUCCCUUUCGUUGGCCACCAUAACUACGUCUACCAGAUUGCCUUCUCGCCCAAGGGCAACAUGCUGGUCAGCGGUUCUUACGACGAAGCGGUCUUCCUCUGGGACGUGCGCUCCGCGACGGUGAUGCGUUCCCUCCCCGCGCAUUCCGACCCCGUCGGCGGGAUCGACGUCGUCUGGGACGGCACCCUUAUCGCAUCCUGCGCGACCGACGGGCUGAUUCGAAUCUGGGACACGGCAACGGGCCAGUGUCUGCGCACGCUGGUCCACGAGGACAACCCACCGGUCACGUCGGUCAAAUUCUCCCCCAAUGGCAAGUUUGUCCUGGCCUGGUCGCUGGACGACUGCGUACGGCUGUGGAACUACGUGGAAGGACGCUGUAUCAAGACCUACCAGGGACACGUCAACCGGAAAUACAGUCUGGCGGGCGGGUUCGGCACAUACGGAGUGCGUGGCGCACCGCCCCAUGCGUUCGCUGUCAGCGGGAGCGAAGACGGCGCUGUUCUAUGCUGGGACGUAGUGAGCAAGAAGACCUUGCAGCGGAUCGAAGGGCAUACAGGAGUGGUACUGGGCGUUGACACUUGCACGCUGGGCGACAAGCGGUUAAUGGUGAGCUGUGGAAUCGACCAGACGAUACGGGUGUACGAGGAGGUCGACGAAGACGACGACGACGAAAUGAACACCGACGCGAAAGAAUCUCCCCCAGCGAUCAACGGGGCUGAGCCAAAUGGAGCCGAGUCAAAUACAACUGAGCCAAACGGAACCGAACCAAAUGGGAUUCUGCCAAACGGGAUAACGCAGGAUGGAGCAGAAGGAGGACACGAGCAGCAGCAUACCGGAGAUACCCAAGAACCCCAGGAUACGGAGAUGGCAGAUGCCGACGCCGGUCCAGAGGGAUGA
Aspergillus nomiae NRRL 13137 is the source of this 1644-nucleotide messenger RNA. Its product is annotated as WD40 repeat domain-containing protein. The coding region runs from base 1 to 1644 and encodes 547 amino acids. The record is from RefSeq and is a predicted model, not a curated record. The transcript has 3 exons. Gene Ontology annotation, molecular function: protein binding. NCBI's taxonomy places the organism in Eukaryota, Fungi, Ascomycota, Eurotiomycetes, Eurotiales, Aspergillaceae.